AUGAAUCACUGGGCGGUUCAACCAAACGCUUUCGUAGCCGGUGGAGAUUUGAGAAGCUCCGUUGUAUCAUCAUCAUCAGUAGUUGAAAGAGAUCAGACUGUUGUUUGCCCAAAACCACGUCGUAUUGGUCUCCGUAACCCUACAACCAUCUACGAACAACAACACCAUCCUUCUCGCUCUCUGCGAUGUUACUUCAGCCACCAAGUGGAGUUAUGUGAAUCUAAGGCAGAGACUGAUAUCUUAGAUAUCAUACUCACCAAGGAGGAUGGUUAUGGUGGUGGUGGUGAACAAGUUCAUAAGCAGGUAUUAGACUCGCGGUCCCCGUUUUUAUGUGGGUCGCCGCCGAGCAGAGUUUCUAACCCAUUAACACAGGAUGCUCGAUUCAGAGAUGAAAUCACACUUGUCUCUUCGCCGAUCCCGACACCGCUGGGCUUACCUCCGUCAUCCCCUUCUUCCUCAGGGAGGAAAGGAGGAUGCGUUAGAGGCAAUUUUGGUAACAGCCCAGCGGUUAGGAUCGAAGGAUUCGAUUGCCUCGACAGGGACAGUAGAAACUGCAGCAUCCCUGCCUUGGCUUAG
Messenger RNA from Arabis nemorensis, 576 nucleotides. Lineage: Eukaryota; Viridiplantae; Streptophyta; Magnoliopsida; Brassicales; Brassicaceae. The record is from the annotation of a GenBank genome assembly.